AAAAUGCGCUCAUGUUUACCUGCAGUGGCCGAACAACUUUUCAGAGAUAUUCAAAACACACACCAGGAAACAUCCCAAAUUCCUGAUGACCUGCUCAUCGCGCUGACGUUUGUCUUCGGGCCUUGCGCUCUGCAGGCGUUGGACCUUGUUGACCAGCAUUCUGUCACUUGUCUGUCGUCACCCAGCGGACGCAAAGCGUUCCAGGUGGUUGGCGGCUCGGGGCGCUUGUACACUUGCUUUGUGUCCUGUCACUACUGCCCGUGCCCGGCCUUCGCCUACACCGUGCUGCGCAGGAACGAGGGCCUGCUGUGCAAACACAUCCUGGCCGUGUACCUGUGUCAGGCCACGGGGGGGACGCUGCAGGAGAGCGUCUCCGAUCAGCAGAUGUCCACGCUGCUCAGCGGGACCGCCGCCAUGUGACUCCCAGCCCUUGGAGUUCGUUAGAGGUGGGACACUGGACACAACGGCAAAUGACGGGCGACGGUGAAGCAGCGGAGGCUUCUGAAACACCAACACGACCACCAAUAAAGCCCACCCAACGGGGAAUCACACAAAAUAUCAGUGCAAUGUGUUUUGAUUUGUGUAGUUAAGCUCCGAGGUGACCUUUGUUUUUUUUUCUCAAGUUACGCUCCAAACAAAACUGCUUUAAUUCAUUUAGUGUGUGUGCUUAAUCACCCCCACGCAGAUGUAUUAAGUUGUAUAAGCUCACCGGAGCAUUCACAAUAAUGCCGAUGACCAAGAGAAACGGACAAAGCUCAAGAUUGUGAAACCUCGACGCUGCAGACGAGCACCGUCGAGUGCAAAGGAGGAAGAAUUUGUUCCUCAGAAAACAUUUCAUCAUUGUUACCUGAUUCAAAAUGAUGUUUUAUUUGGGCUUCAGCUGGACAUUCUUUUACUAGCAUUCGAGAGUAAAGCAAAUUGAGUCCUUAGUGCAACAUGUUUUCGAGGCUUGUUCCUUUAAACAGGAGCGUCUUAAACAAAGGAAAGUGCGUCUUUGAACCCUGCAGCUUGUUGGAGGACCGAUGAGAGCCUCGGGGGCCCAGCUGUGUCUGAGAGGGGGGGGGGGCAAUGUAAAUGGUGCUUUAUGCGAUGUAAGCCAUUAAAUACAUGUGUACCAGAAGCUUGGGUGAGGAGGGCAGAGAAACGUAAAUUGCAUUGAUUUGAAGUGUCAAAUGUGCCGUUGACGGCUCAAAGCAAAAUGCCAUGUUCUAUAAAGGUUCCCAUCAUCUCCCCACUUCCUGAGCUUUUGGCUGAAGAAAUGUCAACAUGGAAACGAUAUGGCGCCCCGCCGCCGGUGUGUUUCGCUAAACUGCUUCUUUUGUCUGGGUCUGUGUGACUCGUGCUGUUUAUUUAGGGGCCACAACAAUGUUCUGAGCCACAGGGGGUCAUUUGGGGACGGGAGAUGAUUCACGGGACGGGCAACGCCUUCCUGUCUCGUGUCCUGCAUCUCCUCCCCACUUGUAAUUAAGUAUGUCUGAGGGUCGUUUCUGAUCCCGCUGUCGACGCAGGUGUAGCAGCGGAACAACACUGGCACUUAGUUGAAGCAAUAACUCACAUCUCUGCUAUAAAAAUAGUAUCGAUAGAGAAAACCUUCUUGUAUAUCGAUCCAGUGACGGUCGUGAGUUUACGGAGGGGAAACCAGCCAAGAAAUAACCUAAAUAUGGACGACUACCACUGUCGAUCCACAAGUACAAAUCUAGCCACACAAAGUGAUUUUGAUCUUCAAAUAAAUAAAUUAAAACACUGACAUAAAAUACCAGAGCAAAAAGGAGUGUUUAGAGUUGAGAUUCAGAAAGAUAAAUAGCAUCUUAGAAUGUAGUUUGGAUCCUUUCACAGUCCACAAAUCCAAUUAGCUUCAACAUGACAUAAAAGUCAGAAAUCCUUCACAAUAAAAGGGUCACAUAAGACUCUCCACUCAACAUCACACUGCCUGACUCAUAAAUAAAUGUCCACAUUCAAGGCGCGUUUGACAUCGGUUCUUCACAUCUUGCCCUCGCUCUGUAAACAUAUCGACCUCAGUGUAAAUGAAAGCGACAC
This is a messenger RNA of Pseudoliparis swirei, 2037 nucleotides long. RefSeq names its product zinc finger, SWIM-type containing 7 (gene zswim7). NCBI's taxonomy places the organism in Eukaryota, Metazoa, Chordata, Actinopteri, Perciformes, Liparidae. Gene Ontology annotation, molecular function: zinc ion binding. Gene Ontology annotation, biological process: double-strand break repair via homologous recombination. Gene Ontology annotation, cellular component: Shu complex. The transcript has 6 exons. The record is from RefSeq and is a predicted model, not a curated record. The coding region runs from base 4 to 420 and encodes 138 amino acids.